Molecule: messenger RNA, 1946 nt
Organism: Scomber scombrus (Atlantic mackerel)
Lineage: Eukaryota; Metazoa; Chordata; Actinopteri; Scombriformes; Scombridae
Gene: sfxn2
Product: sideroflexin 2
Exons: 12
Coding region: 206-1168 (320 amino acids)
Biological process (GO): monoatomic ion transport; serine import into mitochondrion
Cellular component (GO): mitochondrial inner membrane
Molecular function (GO): monoatomic ion transmembrane transporter activity
Source: RefSeq, a predicted model, not a curated record
AUUGGACGACUGCAUGCCACGUGCACAUUUCUUUUACUAUGCCACACGAGCACAUUUUGGGUAUCUGACAGCUAUUUUCUGCAGCACGUCUGAAGAGUCUCUGAAAGAUUUCGACUGCAGCUGCUGAGAAGCCUUUUGGAGCGUAAAUAGCGGCUGUUUAUAGUUUUUAAUGCAUUAGUUUUGGAACUGCUCUUUAACAACCACCAUGGCUUUGAGCUCGUUCGACAUCGAUGCACCACGAUGGGAUCAGUCCACGUUUAUGGGCCGACUGAAACACUUCUUCAACAUCACAGACUCUCGAACAGCCGUCCUGCCUGACUCACGUCUGGACGAGGCCAAAGCUUUAGUAGAAAGCUGCAGGGCAGGAUCUGUUCCUCCCGGCACUACAGAGGAGCAGCUCCACUAUGCAAAGAAGCUGUACGACUCGGCCUUCCACCCAGACACGGGGGACCGCAUGAACAUCAUCGGCCGCAUGUCCUUUCAGGUCCCCGGGGGCAUGGCCAUCACCGGCUUCAUGUUGCAGUUCUACAGGACAGUUCCUGCUGUGGUGUUCUGGCAGUGGGUCAAUCAGUCCUUUAACGCUCUGGUCAACUACACCAACCGCAACGCUGCCUCCCCCAUCACUCCAAAUCAGAUCGGAGUCGCCUACCUUACAGCAACCAGCACAGCUUUAGCAACCGCAGUCGGACUCAACCUUUACACAAAGAAAGCUCCUCCUCUCAUCGCUCGCUGGGUUCCUUUCGCAGCCGUGGCCUCCGCCAACUGUGUGAACAUUCCCAUGAUGAGGCAACAAGAAAUCCUGAACGGCAUUGCUGUCACAGAUGAAAAUGGCAACAAACUGGGCAACUCUACGAAAGCAGCGGUAAAAGGCAUCACACAGGUGGUCAUCUCUCGAAUCACCAUGGCUGCACCAGGAAUGAUCAUCCUCCCCAUCAUCAUGCAGAGGCUGGAAAAAUACAAGUUCAUGCAGAAAAUCACGUAUCUCCACGGACCACUACAAGUGAUGAUGGUGGGAGCGUUUUUGAUCUUCAUGGUGCCGGCUGCCUGCUCCCUGUUCCCCCAGAGAUGCUCCAUGGCCGUGUCGAAGCUGGAGCCCGAGCUGAGAGACUCCAUCAGGUCUCAGUAUGGAGACGCUGUACAAUAUGUCUACUUCAACAAAGGCCUCUGAGGCUCUUUUUAGCGUCAUUUAGUCAACACAACAACACCGAAUACGUACCUGUUUAUGUAGUUUGUCUUUAUUUUCUAAUUGUCAGUGAUGAGCGAUGAUAAUGAAAUACUCAUCGUUCAAAUGGGUGCUUAAUAGAAACUAGUGAAGGGGUGUUUUUUUUUUCUUUCUUUUUUCUGUUUUCUUUACAAUAAAACGAACAGAUCCGAGGUGCAUUGUGAAGUCCUGUUAAGAAACCAAAUGCUCUCUUCUCAGGAACUACGCUUUAUUUUGCCGGAUUAAAUCUCUCUUCUCUUCUGUGUUAGUUCGUCCUUCAUGGCGUGGCUCGUCUGCAGCUGUUUUUUAGUGUUUCGAUGUGAAUCUUCUGUAAUUGUGCAAAGCUCCCUUUUUCAAUCUGUGCCUUUUUAAAAAUGUGGCAGGGGCAACAACACUGCCGGGUUUUCUGCUUUUUCUUUCUUCCUUUUCCUCUUUUUUAAACUGAUUUUAAAACCAGAAACUACUUCUAUGCAUGGUUUACAGGAAGUGACAUAAUGAGAAAUGGACAAACAGUUUGAAACAGUGAUUGAGCGUGGCGGUGUGUAUGUGUGUAUGUGUGAGAGAGGGAGGCUGACGUGUGAUAAAGGUGGAGGAUGCCGCCCUCUUCUGCCAGAAUUGAGGUAGAGGUCUGACGUGUGUUGCAUUAUAAUCUGAGAGGUUUGAAUCAUUUCAGUGUGUGAACUCAGAUUUGUGCCACAGUUCUCAGAAUAAGAUGGAAUAAAACCACUCAAAUAUGUAAAAUACA